Molecule: messenger RNA, 2596 nt
Organism: Perca fluviatilis (European perch)
Lineage: Eukaryota; Metazoa; Chordata; Actinopteri; Perciformes; Percidae
Gene: inavaa
Product: innate immunity activator a
Exons: 10
Biological process (GO): adherens junction maintenance; positive regulation of protein ubiquitination
Source: RefSeq, a predicted model, not a curated record
UGAGAAGGUGAAGUUGACUGAAACAGAUGUCCCAAGCUUACUCUCAUAUCGAACCAGAGAAAGUCUGGACACCUCCUAAUUCCUUAAGAACGGAUUCUGUAGAGGAGCAGAUACAUAUUAUAUAAGGUACUUCUAAAAACUUAAGAGCAGAAAGUCGAGAUGACGGCCAUCGAGAGCAAAGAGGAGAUCAGUGACACUGACAGCGGGAUUAUUGUGCACUCUGGUCCAGACAGCCCUACGUCCCCGGUGAAGGAGCUGACCACCCACACCAGAGCCCUGAAGCUGAAGCACCAGUCUCUGGAGGAGCGUCUGGAGCUCUGCCUGCUGGAGCUCAGGAAGCUCUGCAUCCGGGAGGCAGAGCUGACUGGGAAACUGCCCUCAGACUAUCCUGUGAUGCCCGAUGAGAAGCUACCCCGGGUCAGGAGGAGGAUUGGAGCUUCAUUUAAGCUUGACGAAGGUCUGAUCCAUCUGGAUAAACAGGAUUCAGAGCUGCAAGUGCUGGAAACUGACUUGGCUCUUCAGCGGCAGAUUUAUGAGGCGGCCCGCAAACUCUCCCUGGAGGAGAAUCUCAGUAAACCACAGAAGAAGAGCAGGCUGCAGCAGUGCAAGAGGGUAGAGAAGAAGGUGAAGGAUCUGCAGGAGGCCGUGUUCCAGCACAGGAUUAAGAGCGAGUGCAACUCACCGUGCAUCAGCAUCUCAAACAACCAAAACAGAGAUCUGUGCAUGUCUGAUGACAGUUCCCUGUCUGAUGUGGUUGCCCUGGAUGAUGAUGUGGACUCGCCCGGCCCUCUCUCUCCUCCAGUGUUGGGCACUUCCUGUUCAGACCCCCUCCAGCUGUCAGCCACAACCCUUCAGUCGUCCCAGCAGUCAUCAAGCCAGCUCAGUGUGGAGUAUGAGCGCUCUCCUAUCCAGAACUCUCCGUGGAAAGAGUCCAGUCUGGAUCAGCCUUACCAGAAGGCCACAAACCCCCAGUCUGCUAGUAGCAGCAGGUCCAGGUAGGAGUCUGAAGUGUAAUAACCACCCAUCGACUACACAACUGCACUGGGUAGAGUGUGUUAAAUCGCGGCUCUGCGUCAGAACCACUCCACCAGCGCCCCCUCCACCCCAGAGCUGCACGUACGCCGACAGUACUCCCAGUCCUUCAGACUUCCCAAAAGUAAGCCACCUGCUGACAAGGAGCGCCUCAGCUCCGAGAACAAUCAAGGGCGAGCCAGGCUGCCGCAGCGACACUGCAUGGCUGACUUCAUGGUGCGUUCUCCAGAGUACUCUCCUUUGCGCCCUUACCAGUCCAGCUCGGAGGACAGCAGCUCAGAGCACUCGUCCUCCUCCUACAUUAGCUCUCCUGGCAGGGACGGACCCACUGAGAUCCCAAAGCUCUGCCCGCCGCCUUACGGAUUCCACUUGGGAGCACAAAAGAAAGGGCUCUCCAACUUCGCCAGCUCACACAAGAACAUCAACCAGUCCCAGCCCAGUCCUGGCUACGUCAGGCCAAUGGCAGAAGAUUGCCCCCUCUCCCCUCAAGACCUGGACAUGGGAAAGUGCUUCCUUUCCUCCCCUCCUGUGGCACACAGCCCUCGGCAAAGACAGUGGCAGGAGGGAGCGUUGUCCCCUCGGGGAAUCCUAAAGCCCCCUCCGCCUUACACCAGGCUGGUGCGAACGCCCUCGCUGAAGGAGUAUCCGAACCACGCCAUCAGGCUGAUGCCCAGGGACAUCGUGUCGGAGGAGUUGAAGUCCUGGCAUCAGAGGAAUCAGCUGCAGAAGUUUCGGCCAGGCUGCGUUGAUCAGCAGAGCUACCGGAGUGUCAAGAGCCCCACUUCACCUCAUCUGCCUCCAUUUAAACAGGGUUUGGGUAAUGUGAUUCUCCAGAGAGCUGCAGACGGGACUCCAGUCCAGUGGUUCGUUGCAGAGGAUGCUGAAAUCGUGAGCCAGGUGUAACUGAACCCUCUACUGCUCUGCAGUAUGUUCAGUAGGAUUAUUCCUCUCUUCCUUAUCUCUGUAUUUAUUACGGCUUUUGACUCUCUGUGAGAUUGUAUGUUGACGUGAGAAGAUGAGCACAUUUCUCUCUCGUCUUUUAAUUUAAAACUUAAUGUAAGGUGGUAUGCCACUUUUAUUUAUUUUAAAUUGUUUUCCAAUAGGUGUUUCUAAACUUUCUGAGGUGAAUUUAGGUUCAUAUGAAACAGAUUUAGAACGCAUUUGCUGUAGUUUCAAGAACGUAUUUGUGUCUGGCACAUAAUUUGCACAUGAAAUUCAUCUACAGUAGUUUUCAAAGAGGUUUCUCCAUUCCUAGUAUAAUUUUUUAUGUUAUACUAUUUUUUAUCUGUUAAUGAAGACUUAUAACUAAAAUGUUGAUACACCUUUGAAAAUGCAUUGCUCUUCUAUAUAUAUAUAUAUAUAUAGGUAAGAUUUAACAUCUAGCCAUGACGUGAAGUGAGCUGAAUCUUAACGUUUGCUACUAACUCUUAAUAAUUAAUCACUGAUGCCUUAAACGGCGGUUUGAUGAAUGUUUUCACUGCAGUAUGGAGUUUUCUUACUAACCAAGUGAUUGUAUCAGUUUUGAUAUGUUUUGUAUAUUUAUAAUAAAAAAUUACAGCUGUGA